AGAGCAGCAGAGCUACUACUACCGCUCCUCCUGCUAGCUUACUACUAGUACCGCCUCGGCUCCAUCAUCCACCCCAACGGUCCAGGCACGGCAAGGGACGACGACCACGAUUCCUCUUGAUUCCAUCCCUUCCCAUCCCGUCCCGUCGCGGCCAUGGAUCUCCUCUCAUUUCGCCAUGUGCUGCUGCACAUUACUAUCAUCUCAUCACUGCUCCUCUGCUUCCACUCUCCAUCCUCUUGCCUCGCCAUUGCAACCGCAAGUGGAACUGAUCAUGGUGAUGCUCACCGGGGCCGCCCUUCUCUCACAAGGCAGGCUUCCAUCUUGCUCUCCGUAAAGGACGCCUUCUCUUCACCGGUUCCGCCGCCGCUGCACAGCUGGAGCCUCGCCAGCUACCCCUCGCUCUGCUCCUCCUGGGCUGGCGUCGCCUGCGCCCCCGACAACCGCACCGUCGUCUCCCUCGACAUCUCCACCUACAACGUCUCCGGGGCUCUCUCGCCGGCCAUCGGCGACCUCGUUCACCUCCAGUUCCUCUCCGUGGCAGCCAACUCCCUGGCCGGCGAACUGCCGCCCACCAUCGCCACCCUCCGCAACGUGCGCCACCUCAACCUCUCCAACAACCAGUUCAACGGCAGCUUGGCCGCCCUCAACUUCUCCGCGAUGGCCAGCCUCCAGGUGCUCGAUCUCUACGACAACGACCUCACCGGCCCGCUCCCGGAUGCCUUGGCGGGCCUCCCUGACCUCCGCCACCUCGACCUCGGCGGCAACUUCUUCUCCGGCAACAUCCCGCCCAGCUUCGGCCGCUUCGCAUCCAUCGAGUUCCUCUCCGUCGCCGGCAACAGCCUCGGCGGGGCCAUCCCGCCUGAGCUCGGCAACCUCACCACGCUGCGCCAGCUCUUCCUCGGCUACUUCAACCAGUUCGACGGAGGCAUCCCUGCGGAGCUCGGCAGGCUCACCAACCUCAUCCACCUCGACCUCGCCAGCUGUGGCCUGCAGGGGCCGAUCCCCUCGUCGCUCGGCGGCCUCACCAGGCUGGACACGCUGUACCUCCAGACCAACCAGCUCAACGGCACCCUCCCGCCGUCACUCGGCAACCUCACCGGCCUCAGGUUCCUCGACGUCUCAAACAAUGCGCUCACGGGGGAGAUCCCUCCCGAGCUCGCCGCGCUCAGGGACCUCAAGCUGUUCAACAUGUUCAUCAACCGCUUCCGCGGUGGCAUCCCAGACUUCGUCGCCGAGCUCGAGUCCCUGCAGGUCCUCAAGCUGUGGCAAAACAACUUCACCGGGGCCAUCCCCGCGGCGCUCGGGCGCGUCGCGCCCCUCAGGGAGGUGGACAUGUCCACGAACCGGCUGACAGGGGAGGUGCCGCGCUGGCUGUGCGCGCGUGGCGAGCUGGAGAUCCUCAUCCUCCUCGACAACUUCCUGUUCGGGCCGGUGCCGGAGGGGCUCGGCGCGUGCCCGACUCUGACGCGGGUGCGCCUCGGGCAGAACUACCUCAGCGGGCCGCUCCCGCGCGGCUUCCUCUACCUGCCGGCGCUCACCACAGUGGAGCUGCAGAGUAACUACCUCACGGGCCGCUUGGAGGAGGACGAGGUCAGCGUCCCCGCGAAGCUGUCGUUGCUCAACCUGUCGAGCAACCGGUUCAAGGGAUCUCUCCCCGCGUCCAUCGGCAACUUCUCCUCGCUGCAGACGCUCCUCCUCAGCGGGAACCAGUUCGACGGCGAGAUUCCGCCGCAGGUCGGGCGGCUGAAGCGGCUGCUCAAACUGGACCUGAGCGGCAACAACCUCACCGGCGCGGUGCCCGGCGAAGUCGGCGAGUGCACGUCGCUGACGUACCUGGACCUGAGCGCCAACCAGCUCUCCGGCGCUAUACCCGUGCGGCUGGUGCAGAUCAAGAUACUCAACUACCUGAACGUGUCGUGGAACAUGCUCAACGGCAGCAUCCCGCGUGAGCUCGGCGGCAUGAAGAGCCUGACCGCCGCCGACUUCUCACACAACGACUUGUCCGGGCGCGUGCCGGAGAACGGGCAGUUCGCCUACUUCAACGCGUCGUCGUUCGCCGGCAACCCGCGGCUGCUGUUGAACAGCAAUAGUAGUCCGACGCCCGGGGCGCAGCUCUGGCCGGACGGCGGCGGCGUGAUGGAUGGGGGGAAGAAGCAAGCCGUCGGCGGGAGGCUGAAGCUGCUGGCUGCGCUGGGUCUUCUGGCGUGCUCCGUGGUGUUCGCGGUUGCGGCGGUGGCGACGACGCGUUCGGCGAUGCUGCGGCGGCGGCUGUCGGCGUCUAGCCGGUGGCGGAUGACAGCGUUCCAGAAGGUGUCGUUCGGGUGCGAGGACGUGGUGCGGUGCGUGAAGGAGAACUGCGUGGUGGGGCGCGGCGGGGCCGGGGUGGUGUACCGCGGGACGAUGCCUGGCGGGGAGUGCGUGGCGGUGAAGCGGAUCGUGGCGGUGGGGGACGGUGGGUUUCAGGCGGAGGUGGAGACGCUGGGGCGGAUCCGGCACCGGCACAUCGUGCGGCUGCUGGCCUUCUGCUCGAGCGCGGAGGCGAAGCUGCUGGUGUACGAGUACAUGGUGAACGGGAGCCUGGGGGAGAUGCUGCAUGGUGGUGGCGGGAAAGGGCAGCAGGAGAUGCUGACGUGGUCGAUGAGGCUGCGCGUGGCGACGGAGGCGGCCAAGGGGCUGUGCUACCUGCACCACGACUGCUCGCCGGCGAUCCUGCACCGCGACGUCAAGUCCAACAACAUCCUGCUGGACGCGCGUUUGGAGGCCCACGUCGCCGACUUCGGGCUUGCCAAGUUCCUCCGCGGCAACGGCGCAUCCGAGUGCAUGUCCGCCAUCGCCGGCUCCUACGGCUACAUCGCACCAGAGUACGCGUACACGCUGAAGGUGGACGAGAAGAGCGAUGUGUACAGCUUCGGAGUGGUUCUGCUCGAGUUGAUAACGGGGCAGAGGCCGGUGGGGGAGCACCUCGGCGAGGACGGGGUGGACCUGGUGCAGUGGACGCGCGCCCGGAGCUCGAGCAAGGAGGAAGGGGUGCUCGGGGUGUUGGACCCGCGGCUGGGCGGCGACGUGCCGGUGGGGGAGGCGGCACAGGUGCUGUUCGUGGCCAUGCUGUGCGUGCAGGAGCUCAGCGUGGAGCGCCCCACCAUGCGCGAGGUCGUCCAGAUGCUCCAGCAGGCCAAGCACCACCAUCCAGUCCUAGCAGCUGCGGAGGACGACGACGACGACGACGCCGGCAUGCAUGCUCAAUAGCGACCCAUCGACCGAGCUGUCGGACUGACGCAUGCACGCACGCCCCUCGAGGCUCGAGGUUAAUAUAUACUCCUACGUACAUGGAUCAACUUGGCACCGACCUACUACUGAAUACUGAUCGAUCACGGCAAUCAUCCAUGCUCGCAGUCGCAGCCUACACAGAGCAGGCUCUGUAUGACUCGUUCGUACGCAUGCAGAGCACGGGCCACCUAGCUGCUCCUGCCAGUCGUGGUCGUCUCUGCCUAGCUAGCUUGUCUGCAAUGCAAAGGACUGCAGGGGUACGUCGCGUCGUGUCUCGGUGCUGGAGGCGGUGUAGAUUGAUUGUUCCUUUCGUCUCCAUCGGUGCGUUUCGUCGUCGGGCGUACCCUGCCAAUGAUACGCAUGCAGUGUGUUCUUGUGUCUCUUUGCUUCCCUGCAUAUAUAUGCUCUUAUGGAGUGUUUGG
Molecule: messenger RNA, 3689 nt
Organism: Phragmites australis (common reed)
Lineage: Eukaryota; Viridiplantae; Streptophyta; Magnoliopsida; Poales; Poaceae
Product: leucine-rich repeat receptor-like serine/threonine-protein kinase BAM3
Exons: 2
Coding region: 154-3246 (1030 amino acids)
Biological process (GO): protein phosphorylation
Molecular function (GO): protein kinase activity; receptor serine/threonine kinase binding; ATP binding
Source: RefSeq, a predicted model, not a curated record